AUGGCCAGUGAAGACGUCGAGCACACUGAACUGUCGUAUGCCCAUCGGAGUCCGCCAGCCCACUUGGCUCCUCUGCUGUCCCCCUCCAUUUUCUGGUUCCCUCCCAACCUCCGAAGUCGAACACAACGGCGAAAGGGGGAGUCCUCUCCUCACACGGUUAAAUUUGAAAAAAAAGAACUUGUCCCGCUCGUCUCUCCAUCUCCAUCUCCCAUCCAGUCUCACUCCCGCCACUACAACUUCACAUCCUCACCUCACAACCUCAUCUCUGCCACUUGCCAUCCAUCGCCACUGCUGUUGGCUUCCGCCUUCUCCCACUUUCCCAGACAGCUCAGCACUGCGCGUCUUUGA
Molecule: messenger RNA, 348 nt
Organism: Aspergillus puulaauensis
Lineage: Eukaryota; Fungi; Ascomycota; Eurotiomycetes; Eurotiales; Aspergillaceae
Exons: 1
Coding region: 1-348 (115 amino acids)
Source: RefSeq, a predicted model, not a curated record